Patiria miniata (bat star) is the source of this 1991-nucleotide messenger RNA. RefSeq names its product ATP-dependent Clp protease proteolytic subunit, mitochondrial-like (gene clpp). Gene Ontology annotation, biological process: protein quality control for misfolded or incompletely synthesized proteins. Gene Ontology annotation, cellular component: endopeptidase Clp complex. The coding region runs from base 149 to 874 and encodes 241 amino acids. The transcript has 7 exons. The record is from RefSeq and is a predicted model, not a curated record. Lineage: Eukaryota; Metazoa; Echinodermata; Asteroidea; Valvatida; Asterinidae. Gene Ontology annotation, molecular function: ATPase binding; ATP-dependent peptidase activity; serine-type endopeptidase activity.
AAAAUCUGCUCUCGCCAAAGUCGAACCUGUUGAAGAAGAAAAGGCACACUUCCAAACUUCAAUAAAUAAACAAGAGCUGUUGUUAAACAAACCAGAUUUGAACGUUCUUCAUACUUUGCCUAUAGUAUAGGUACUUCCAAAGAGUGAAAUGCUGGUGGUGCGGUGUUUACGGAGGGUGUUGGUGGCCAAUGUUGGGCCACACAGCCAACAUAAUAUACAACGAUCCUUCCAUGCUGCAGCCAAGCUGCAUUCACCAAUGGUACCCAUUGUUAUCGAACAAACGGGUCGAGGGGAGAGAGCCUAUGAUAUAUAUUCAAGGUUACUGAAGGAACGCAUCAUAUGUCUCAUGGGUCCUAUUGAUGACACAAUAUCCAGCCUGGUGGUGGCCCAGAUGCUAUUCCUUCAAUCAGAGAGUAACAAGAAACCAAUCCAUAUGUACAUCAACAGUCCAGGUGGUUCAGUAACGGCGGGCUUGGGCAUUUACGACACAAUGCAGUACGUCCUACCACCCAUCUCCACAUGGUGCGUGGGGCAGGCCUGCAGUAUGGCCUCCCUCCUGCUAGCAGCAGGCACGCCGGGGAUGCGAUACAGCCUCCCUAACUCCAGGGUCAUGGUUCACCAACCAUCGGGUCAAGCAGCGGGCCAAGCCACUGAUAUUCAGAUACAGGCAGAGGAAAUCCUGAAGAUUAAAGCCAACAUUAACAAGCUGUAUGUCAAACACACAAAGCAACAACUAGAAGCAAUAGAGUCGGCGAUGGAGAGAGAUCGCUUCAUGAGUCCAGAGGAGGCCAAGGUGUUUGGGAUUAUUGACAAGGUGCUGGAGCAUCCUCCACUCCCAGGAGAAGACGAUCCCAAAGAGGAUGGCAGCAAAUGAUGACAGCGAAAAACAAAUAUUCUUUUUGUACUGAGGACUUUCAAUGUGCUUUUCGACCCCUCACUCUGACCAAAAAAAAAAUAUUUAAAGGUGACACCAGAAAUCCCUAUGCCUAAAAGAUUACAGUGGAUACCUUAACCCAUGUACCACCCCUAAAGACCCUGCCUGUUACUCCCUGUACAGCCACAAACCGCGCCAGCACUACAAUGGUUUAAAUGGAUUUAAGUUGCGGGUGGCAUUACGUUUCAAUCCGUGAAGACAUUCAUUCAUUUGCACACCAGUUUUCAUCAGUUGCUAUGUUACUAUUAAGCGCUCCAGAGUCAGACACCAUUGAGUUUCAAGAAAAUGGGUCUGGGAGUUAGAUAAGCCGAUGUAAAACAUGCCUGUAUGUCAGCAUCCACCUAUAAAUACUAUUAGUUAUCUCACGAGCGCGAUAAUGCUCCAUGUAGUACAGUGCUCAUUGGUCAGUGACAGCUGGCAACAUGUUGCUUAUUUUUUUGGUGAAUGAAAGUGCCAGUACCUCACAGUUGCUAAAAGUACAUGUUGUAACACCCUUUAUCACUCUUAACCAUUUUUUUUACAAAUGAAACAAACUUUUUCAGAAAAACAGAAUCCUGUUUCCCCCCCCCCCCCCUCCAACCCCAAACCUGGUCGAGACGUCUCUACUAGCAGAUAGGAUGUCAUGGGUUCGAGCCCAACUCGAUUUAGCUUGUGAAUAAUUUCCUCACAUGCUCUUGGAAUAAUGUUGUGCAAACCCGACCCGAAACCACAACCGACUUUGGGUCGUUUUCCCAUCAUUUCAGUCUGGUCGAAUCGGGUCGGUUUUCCUUGAAUUUUUGUUGGGUCGUGUCGGGCUGGGUCAGAUUUAGGGAAUUCAGAUCGGGUUCGGAACGGAUUUGGUUUAUAUCAAUGUUUUGGGUCGGUUUGGCUGGUCAACCCGAUCCGAUGCACAACAUCAUCUUGGAACAAACUGAGCAUAAUCAAGUCCACAGAAAAGCCAUUGCAAAUUCCUCCAAAAGACAAAAUAAACUCACUAAACAACAUGGUAAAGAUGUGAAAAACAAACAGAGUCAGCCAAUUCAAUGAGAGAUUAUUAAAUGAGGCAUUUUAUUUACAA